AUGAAAUCAAACGACAGUCGCGGCAGGCAUCAACGGUCGAUCCUUGCAACAUGGAUGAGAUCUGGGACAUCGAAGGGUCUUUAUGUGCUCAGAGAUCAACUUCCAAAAUCACAGAGUGACUGGGAGCCGAUUCUUCUGUCUCUUAUGGGCACUGGCAGUCAAACUGAUGGCAUCGGCGGAGGCACACCAACCACUUCCAAAGUGGCAGUUGUCUCGCGCUCAACGAUGCCCGGGUACGAUAUCGAUUAUACAUUCGCCCAGGUGGACUUUGCUGGUGCAAAAAUAGACAUGUCUGGGACUUGUGGGAAUCUAGCUGCUGGAGUCGGACUCUUUGCUCUGGAUCAAAAUCUAGUGGUGUUUCCAGAGGAACAAGAAUGCGUUGAUAUCAGAGUUUUCGUCACAAAUACUGGCCAAGCAUUGCUGGUCACCAUUCCGCAAAACAAUACCACAUGUGAUAUUAGAAUCACGUUUCUGGCGCCAAACGGCAAUAUGACAGGGAAACUGUUUCCCAGCGGAGCCAGGAAAGACUACCUUGCCUUUCAAUGCCCCAGCACCGGGACUGGGUUCGUUGUCCACACCACCUUGAUUGACUGCACAAAUCCAUUUGUCUUGGUGGAUGCUGCCUCAAUGCCGACAUCUUACGCCCUAGACGGACCACAAGCUACGAAGUCUGAAGCCGUCAUCGAAGCAAUCCGCCGCGCAGGUGCAGUUCGAAUGGGGUUGGCGCGAGAUAUAGCAGAUGCUGCGCAGUGCCGAGGGACGCCGAAGAUUGCUGUGGUCGCCCGCCCGAGCACCUCGAAUUCCUCGGUGGAUGUUGAGGUGACAGCAUUCAGCGCGGGAGUCUUACAUCCUACUUUCCAAGUCACGGGUGCUAUUUGUUUGUCGGCAGCUUUGAGUAUACCUGGUACGGUAGCAUCGGACGUAUUGCCCUCAUCGACCGUCUGUUGGGAACAUUCCCAUAGCAGGCUACAGCCGCACAUCUGGCGCAUCGCGCAUCGCGCAGGACAGAUUGAUGUUCAACUCAGUGUGUCUUGCGACACAAAAGGGGAAUAUUUGGUUGAAAAAGGAAGUAUUAUUCGAACAGCCCGGAAGUUAUUUGAGGGACUGACAUUCUAUUCAUUGCGAUAG
Penicillium samsonianum is the source of this 1128-nucleotide messenger RNA. Its product is annotated as DUF453-domain-containing protein. Bases 1 to 1128 code for a protein of 375 amino acids. The record is from RefSeq and is a predicted model, not a curated record. The transcript is spliced from 2 exons. NCBI's taxonomy places the organism in Eukaryota, Fungi, Ascomycota, Eurotiomycetes, Eurotiales, Aspergillaceae.